CCAAUGGACUACUCCUACCUCAAUUCGUACGACUCGUGCGUGGCGGCCAUGGAGGCGUCCGCCUACGGCGACUUCGGCGCCUGCAGCCAGCCUGGCGGCUUCCAAUACAGUCCCCUGCGGCCUGCCUUCCCCGCCGCGGGGCCACCUUGCCCCGCGCUCGGCUCCUCCAACUGUGCGCUUGGCGCCCUACGCGACCACCAGCCAGCGCCCUACUCGGCAGUGCCCUACAAGUUCUUCCCGGAGCCGUCGGGCCUGCAUGAGAAACGCAAGCAGCGGCGUAUCCGCACAACGUUCACGAGUGCGCAGCUCAAGGAGUUGGAGCGCGUCUUCGCAGAGACCCACUACCCCGACAUUUACACACGCGAGGAACUGGCGCUCAAGAUCGACCUCACUGAGGCUCGCGUGCAGGUCUGGUUCCAGAACCGCCGGGCCAAGUUCCGCAAACAGGAGCGUGCGGCUAGCGCCAAAGGCGCGGCGGGAGCGACAGGAGCCAAGAAGGGCGAAGCGCGCUGUUCUUCUGAGGACGACGACUCCAAGGAGUCCACGUGCAGUCCCACGCCCGACAGCACCGCGUCGUUGCCGCCGCCGCCCGCACCCAGUCUGGCCAGCCCGCGCCUGAGCCCCAGCCCUUUACCCGCCGCGCUGGGCUCCGGGCCCGGGCCCCAGCCACUCAAGGGGGCGUUGUGGGCGGGGGUAGGGGGCGGCGGGGGUGGCGGGCCCGGCGCGGGAGCAGCAGAGCUGCUUAAGGCUUGGCAGCCAGCGGAGCCCGGCCCCGGGCCCUUUUCUGGAGUUCUGUCUUCUUUUCACCGAAAGCCCGGCCCCACCCUGAAGACAAACCUCUUCUAG
This is a messenger RNA of Microtus ochrogaster (prairie vole), 846 nucleotides long. It is a transcript of the gene Phox2a, whose product is annotated as paired like homeobox 2A. Gene Ontology annotation, molecular function: RNA polymerase II transcription regulatory region sequence-specific DNA binding; DNA-binding transcription factor activity, RNA polymerase II-specific. The record is from RefSeq and is a predicted model, not a curated record. Gene Ontology annotation, biological process: regulation of transcription by RNA polymerase II. Lineage: Eukaryota; Metazoa; Chordata; Mammalia; Rodentia; Cricetidae.